GGGGGACCGGGCGGCGGCGCGGCUGUGGCGGCGGCUGGCUGGAUGCGAGACCUGCGCGGACCGGGCGGCGGCGGCGGCGGCGGCGGCGGCGGCCGGCGGCUCCCGACUCGGGGAAGCCGAUCGCGGAGGGGACGAGCCCGAACGCGCUGGCCAUGGCCUCCAACUUUAACGACAUAGUCAAGCAGGGCUACGUGAAAAUCCGCAGCAGGAAGCUGGGGAUUUUCAGACGAUGCUGGUUGGUUUUCAAGAAAGCUUCUAGUAAAGGACCCAGAAGGCUGGAGAAAUUUCCAGAUGAAAAGGCAGCGUAUUUCAGAAACUUCCAUAAGGUAACUGAACUGCACAACAUCAAAAAUAUAACCAGACUGCCUCGAGAGACAAAGAAGCAUGCAGUAGCAAUUAUCUUUCAUGAUGAAACGUCAAAGACAUUUGCCUGUGAGUCAGAGCUGGAGGCUGAAGAAUGGUGCAAACAUCUCUGCAUGGAGUGUCUGGGGACACGGCUGAACGACAUCAGCCUUGGGGAGCCCGACCUUCUGGCAGCUGGAGUACAGAGAGAGCAGAAUGAGAGAUUCAAUGUAUACCUUAUGCCUACACCAAAUCUGGAUAUUUAUGGCGAAUGCACAAUGCAGAUCACUCAUGAGAAUAUCUAUCUCUGGGAUAUCCACAAUGCCAAGGUCAAACUGGUGAUGUGGCCUCUCAGCUCACUGAGGAGAUAUGGACGGGACUCAACGUGGUUCACCUUUGAGUCAGGAAGAAUGUGUGACACAGGAGAAGGACUAUUCACUUUUCAAACAAGGGAAGGAGAAAUGAUCUAUCAGAAGGUCCAUUCUGCGACACUGGCCAUAGCUGAGCAGCAUGAAAGAUUAAUGCUAGAAAUGGAACAGAAAGCCCGGCUUCAGACAAGCUUGACUGAGCCAAUGACGUUAUCCAAAUCGAUAUCUCUUCCUCGUAGCGCCUACUGGCAUCACAUCACCCGUCAGAACAGUGUUGGAGAAAUCUACAGUUUGCAAGGUCACGGCUUUGGUUCGUCCAAGAUGUCGCGCGCACAGACGUUUCCCAGCUACGCCUCGGAGCAGAGCGAAGAGACACAGCAGUCUUUGUCCCGGUCGAGCAGCUACGGGUUCAGCUACAGCUCCAGCCUCAUUCAAUGACACUCAGAGAGCCUGCUGACCAGAGACACAGUCUGUCCGGACCUGCUUGCAGGGUCACUGCACCCUCUGCCUCCUGGAAGACCGAUCGCAGUAACAUUGACAUGGGCCGGGUGUAGCCCAAUCCCAGUGGAAGGUUAAACACUGGAGUUCUGCUUCCUUGACUCUGUGGCUAAGUCCUUUAUUUAUUGAAUUUCUUGGUGGGGGGGUUCCGGGGGGGGGAUCUAUGUUUUACAAAAAUAGAAUCCAAAUCGUCCUUUAAAUAAAAUUCCUGGUUCUGGCAGUAGCAGAAGCCUGGGCACCAUGAGAAGUUGCCCACACUGGGUUGUACCUGGGUGGUGGGCAUUACCCCUGUCCUCAUGGCUCAGCCCUCCCACCUGAUGACAGGAUCUGUCCCUAGACAUAAUGUCACCCACCACAAGCUACGUGGCUUGGAAGGUUUUGAUGGGGACAAAUCCAGCAAGGUCUACUAAUGGCAUCAUAACUCUCCAUAUAAAUAAGCCCGGUGACAAUUAAGGGAAAAUGAGAUUUAGAACACACUGUUAAGCAGGGCCUUGUAGCUCUACUCUGUGUGUGUGUGUGUGUGUGUGUGCAUCUGUAGACAAACAUAGAUAUGGAUAUGGCUAUAUCCAUGUAUAUCUAACAAGUAUAUAUCAAAUGUGUGCUGAGGGUGACAGGAUAUGCUCACUUACAUUGUUGAAAACUGUAAUUUGGUGCAUUAAAAUUAAGAUUGUUAUGUUGAAUAGCUAUUUUUAAAAUAGUGCUGUAAAAAAAAGGCUUUUUAUUAGCAAAAGUAUUUACGUAGUCAAGUCUGCUCCUGUGACAAGUAUAAACGGAUAUGUGAGAAGGAGGGACCCUGGAACACAAAGGAAGCAGUCUAGCUGUCCCACAUGCCAUGUUACCACGCUGUCUUUCUGCCUCGUACUCCCUUGUUGUUGACGAUGUUUCUCUCUCUGGCCAUCCCUCUGAACUACGUGAGAAGGAUUGGGUGUGAUCACCUACUGGCCUCCAUUUAAUCUCAAGGAAAAGAAAGACUCUGAGAAACUUUUUUCAAGGAAGGGGAAAAAAAAAAAAAAAAUAUAUAUAUAUAUAUAUAUAUAUAUACACACACCUAAAAAGAACUCAGCUAGUUUGCAGUCAGAAGAACAAUGGGCACAGGAUUAUAGAUAUCAAUUAUUUAAAAUUUUAUAGAUGCUGUUCUCAAAGAGCCAUUGGUCCCUUGUAAUGUGCUAUGUCAGCAGAAUUUGCUAGGCUUUACUUUCUUUUUAAUGGACAUGGGUUGGCUGGGAUUAUAAGAGAAAAUGGAGCAAAUAUAAUUUUUUUUUCAUCUCUGACAUUAAUGACAAACCUACAAGGUUUAAAGGGAACUGAAGAAUUUGGCUAAUUUAAUUAGUGUCAACAAAGAUACUUUGCCCUUAAUUUUGAAGUUCACUCGAGUAAAAAUAAAACUUAUCCUACCUAGAAGUAUCUGAUGCCACAUGCCUAAAUGGUCAGCUUGUAAAUAUUCCAAGGCAAGUUUAAAGAAUAGUGAGCCCAGAUCAUGUAAGAUAAAAACUUCAUUUUUUUUCCUAAUGGCAAAAUUCUUUAAACUGUUAAAGUUGGUCUUUUGAAGGGGUACUUGUUUUGCUGAUCUGUAAUAAGACUUUCUUUUUUUUUUAAUCUCUCUCCGUAGCUUGAGUGCCUAUUGACAACCUAUUUCAGAGAAUGACUAUUGAAUAGAAAUGGUUCUAGGUCCCUCCUAGAUAAAUUUACACCUAGAGCAACUACCUAGACUCUGAAUCUCUCAGAUAAGUAUGAAAACCCCAUCAAGAUGCUAAUCGUAAGAGUUAAUGUGGCUGUGAAAAAUAAUUAUCUUAAGCUUUCAGGGAUAAAAAGAAAGUUACUCAAACUCUCUGCACCAUGAAUUUUGCUGACCCAGCAGAAAAGCAGAUGACUGGUUCCUCAUGCUGGUGAUACAGCCUUCCCUAAAAUCCCAGCUUUCGGGGUUAAGCGCCUCCGAAUCACUUAGCACAUGGCAUUUGCUUCUGAAAUGCCCUUAGUAAAACACACCAGAGCAACUCCCCGCUGAGACCAUUUGAGCACAGCUCCUAGUGGUGCCACAUUCAGAGCAAGCCUCUCGCCCGCUCACUCAGUUGAGCUGUUGCUUAGAGACCACAGUCACUACAUGAGACUUGUGGGGAAAGGCCCUCUGGGGUCCUGGUUCAUAUCUCAGCUUCAUUCAUGUGCAAGAAGCACAGACAGGGAGUCCGGGGGUGGGGGGGAUUCUGCUAAUCAGAUGAGUCUGCUCUUGUGUCUAUUUGGUGGAAGACACAAUACCUGCAUGGAAUUGCUUCGAGAACACCAUUUCCUUGGGAUCGUUACCAGUGAGCUUAACUGAGGAGAUACCAAAGAUCAGGCUCAUCUUGGGCCAGUGCAUUCUGAAAAUAAUGUCAUCAAAAGCAUGUGUGAGAGAAAUCUUCUUCCCAAGCCUUUAACCCAAUCGUAUCACAAUGAGAAUAAUGCUAUAAAGUCUCUCACGGUACAUUUCUGGAGAUUUAUUCUAGCAUCUGUACUCCUCCAUCUAUACUUUUAUAAUCAUAGCUAAGUUAAAAUUGCUAAAUGAACAGAGAGGAGAAUUUAUGUUAGCCUACUGUUCUUGACAUAUGGCAGUGUGCAUUGUAAUAAAAAUGACAAGCAGAUAAAUCCUCUACAAAAACCAAAGAUGAAAGAAAAGUUACUGUACCAUUCUCCUCUCCUGGAACUUCAUGAAGCCAAUUUCACGGGAGCAAUUACAAUGGUCGUCAACAUGUAUUCGACUCACUUGAGCUCACAGGUUUUUGACUGAAGAGGCCUCUCUACUUUGUGAGUCAUUUUUCUCCCUUCAGAAAUUGUAUUAUACCUCUCCUGUAAUUGGGGUUGCUAUGAACCAAAGACAUCCUUUGGCUCUUUCUGAGAGCGACCCCACUGGGGUUCCAACCAGACUUAGGCACAUGAAUGAAGACGAUCACAGUUUCCGUAUUAGGUUGGAAGAGACCAGUGGUGAAGGAACUUGACACGAGUGAUAGAGGCUCUUCUGAGAGCAGAGAAAGCCCGGAGGGUCCACACGGCUCAUGGAAAGAUGACACAGGGGGAUUCAGUUUUUAUGUCCCCGAAUUUUCUCCUGAAAAUCUUAAUUACUGCACCCAUUGUAUUUAAAGUGUGGCAAAGUGUAAAAUAACCUUGACCCAAUAGUUGACCACACUGGUGGGGGGACGGGAGUGGGAAACACAUCUUUCACUUAUUCAUCGAAUGAGUAAUAGGCACUCAGAACUAAGUUAUUUAUGCAGGUUGCAAAUACUUAUGAAUCAAUAAGUUCUGGCCACUGCCACAAUUUGAACUUAAAGAAAUAAGAAAUGUAUAUUUACUUAUGUACUAGGGAAGAUGCUGUUUGAUAGAGCAUGUGAAAUAAAGUGAAACAUUUAUAAAAAAUAAACCUCACUUUUUUUCACCAAGUAGUAACUAGAGUACUAAUCCUAGUAGCUUGUACAAUUUUUCUCUGUCUUCGUUGGGCAAUUAUGUUUGAAAAUCAUUUAUCACCUAUAAAGUGGUCAACCACUAAUACUUUCUGUCCAAUAUAGAAGCAGUGGACUGAUAAAUAAUGUUACACUGUUAAUACUUUUUACAGAUCCAAUUUAUUUAUUGCAUGUGGUAUCUUUAGAGUAGAUAUUAAAAACACAUCAUAAAAAUUGAUGUCUGCCCCUCAUUCUUUGGCCAAUAUCUCAGAAAACUUUGUAAAAAAGCAUGAGUACCCUACUCCCUAGAUGAUUUGAGUCACUUACUAAAAUCAACCAUUAAUGCUAUGUGAAAACAAGCUAAGCAAAUUAUAUUCUUAUAAAAAAUUGUAGUCCUGUUUUGAUGAUUAUAACACAGCACAAUAAAAGGGCAAUAUACAAUCAGUGGGGCUGAGCUUUAGGCCUUGAACACGUUAGGUCUUAAAUAUUAUACUUAAAACUGCUCAAAGUGAAAAUGAUACAUUUUUCUCCAAUUCUAUUAACAUUUGUCGAUCGAUAUCUUGCAAUGUCAAAUUACUUUAUCAAUCACUAACUGUACGUUACUAUCCCCCAACCUUGGUCUUCUCCAAAUAGAUACAAAUCGGUCACUAGAUUUGCAGUAAUAAUUAUAAUACCAGGUGAUGUGCCACAUGGAUGAAUUCCUAGCCUAUGAAAUGUAUAGAGUGCAAUUUCCCAUGAAGGGGGAAGUGGAGGACAGGACCAGUUUAGGAGGGCAGCAAUUUAGAUAAAAUUAUAAAGACUCCAAUGAAAUGUCCAAAGCAACACUAAGACUCUACUCUCUGAACAUUCUAACCCCGGUUCCAUACCACAGACUUGGCCUUCUUUGACUAGCUUCACCCAGUACUGAGCAUGCAAUUGAAAGAGGACAUCAGUUGCACCAUGUUUGAAGUGACCACAGAAAGACAGCGUAUAACCUCCAACUAUGCUUCCUCAGGUUUAGUGAAAAUUAUUGAACAUGAAAGAAUGCAUAACAAAAUCCUCACACUGAGAUGUCUCUUCAGUAGCCUGAGGAUCGUUUUUGUAUGGCCAACAUCAUUAGAGUUUCCAAAUGAAAGUAUGUUAUCAGUGACACUGGCUGGGGGCUAAAUAUGUCUGAGGAGAGCAACAUGUGUGCAUUCCCCAUGAAUGUGUUUGAAAGAUUAACCCACCUUUUUCUCCCUGAAACUACCACAGAUCCUUUCUGGCUUGAGAAUGUGAACCUUUGGUGUAUCAUUUCUACAAUUAUUACAACUUGUUGAGGCAGUAGCUAGUUUACAGACUCUCAAGGAAGUAUCAUGAGAUGUUGGGCACAUUUUCUAGAUGGGCAGGAUGCUAGCUGGUUUCUGGAAUCAAUCAUGUAGAAUAAAGGUCCCAGUUUACGCUCUACUCAGGAGGAAACCUGGAUGUUGUCACUUAUUCAAAGGCAAAGAAACAGGAGUAGUUUUGCCCACUUCCGGGCUCCUGGUCCAGCACUGUUUCCUUGUCUCUAUCUUGUCUCCCGUUUAGACAUAGCAGGAGUUGAGAAAUGCCACAUGGCCUCUAAAUAAAUAGGCCCUGGAACAUUAAAGUGUCUCCUCAAUUGUUUCAGACGUUCCUAACCCUUCUUGGACUCAUCACCAACAAUGUCAAUAGAGAGGCUUUAUGAGGCAAAUCAUUAGUCUUGUAGGUCAUGAAUGAUUGGUAUAAAUUCUAUGACUCUUACAUUGUCACCCAGUUCUUGUUGGAGAUUCAAACUUAUUUAUUCUAAAGUGAUAGUCAAAGUAAAAAAAUAAAUUAAUUAAGUGUAUAUGUUUUGUAUUCCUACUAAUUCAUCAUAUUGUAAUCGUGAUUAUUAUUUCGGGGAUCUUUAUCUCUCUGUAGCACUUUGGCUUAAUUAUUUAUGGCAUUUGUCACAAUGUUGUUAGAUAACAUCGGGGAUACAUUUUGUUUCAUGUGAACUUCAAAAAUCUUCCAUUCGCAACUGAAGUUGGAAAAUGACUCUUUUUAUAAUAAAAUAGCUUGCAUAUCAAGUUUUUCUUUAUACACUUCAUUAGACAACUAUUUAACUGAAGUCUAGAGAAAUGAGAACUAGGUUAAAAUUACUAAGUAAUAUGAAAACCACACUUUACUCAUGAUUUUCAUACACUUUUCCCUAGUUUGAGAUUUUAAUAUCUUGUAAGCAUUUAAAGGCGAGGGAAAGUACAUCUGUAAUAGAAAUAUUACAGCUUCCUUCUAAUAAUUCUGUUUAAUAAGUUUGUAUUUUACCUUCUCUUCUAUGCCUACGACACUAUAUCCCCAUUCUAAUUUUAAAAACAAUGAAUAAACUUAAAUUUUUUAAUAGUUAUUUGGGGCUAGUUUUAGUUGUUGAUACAAUGAACUUUUUCCAUCUGUUCUUUGCUUUUAGGAUGAUUUUCCACUUAAAGAGAGCAUAAAACCAGCCCUUUUUGUGUGCACAGAAUCGUGCACAGUAGGGCAAGGAUCUACCCUGACCUGGCAGUUGUGUGCACAUUGGGAUCGGAUUGCUUCCCUAAUACCCUCAAGAUCCACAACCUCUUAAGACUUGCUUAUUUUGGGGAAUCUGAAAUUUAAAAGUCUAAAUUCACUAAAAUAAGGUGAAUUGAGAUGAUGACUCAAUUAUUUUCUUUCAAAAGUCGCUGCAGACUUUCUCUCAAAGAAAACAACGUGAGAGGGCUCCUGGGGUGUUUCAGUAUCGUUAACUGUCUGCCAAGUGGACUGAAAGGCAAGGGACGUGAAGAAUAAAAUGACAACAGCAUCUUGAUGUUAAAUAUAAAUCAAAAAUUAGCAUGAUAUAGGUCAAUAUGAAAUAAUUUGGUUAAUCAAAUUCAGAUUUACAUAUCUAUUGUGUAAUUCAAAGAACAAUGCUUAUUAUUAUCAGCAGGUUCAGUGGGAAGAAGGCUCUAAAUUUUUGUGAAGACCUGAAGUAGAGAAUAUGGAUUCUUUCCAGUUAUAAUGCACUCUAUAUUAUUUUGGUAACAGCGGGCAGUAUAUAAAUCACAACAACGAGUCCACCUACUCCCUGACAAUAAAUGAGCGUAAAGGCCAGUAUCAUCCUUACUACACAAAACAGAACUCCCAGGACCUGCAGAGGCCCCUUGGACCUUCUCCACACAAACCCUAACACGCACACACACACACACACACACGCGCACACACACACACACAUACACACACAGGCACUUUUUUUACUUUUGACCUACUCUACAUGUGCCACACUUGUUAUAUUUUUCCUGGGUCCACCCAGAAUUAUCCCAUCUUUUGAAAUCCUUAUCCUUAUGAAUCUUCACAAUAUAUUAAAUUAUGUGUUAUAUGUUUUCUUUCUAUAAAUUCUUUUAAAUUAACAUACUGUGUGAGGUCUUAUACUGUAAAGAGAUGUCAUUUGUCAUUGAUUAAAUAUAAUGUUUAUGAUUAUUUUGAUAAAAAAAUAACUUUGGACUCUUAGGCCCUUGUUAAGGAAUAAAAUAUCCAUUACAAAUUUGCUUCUAUUGGAAAUUAUAUGAGUUGGCAUACCUUAUUUUUGGUCGCAAUUUAUUCCAGAUAAAUAAUAGGUUGGGGGCGUCUGUACUUAAAUACUAGUUGAGCCACCUUUGGAACAGAAUGCAAAGGAAUAGCUGUCCCUGAAACCUAAAUGUGAAUUUCUGGCAGAACAUAAAAUGUUACAAUAAUGAGGCAAUAAUAAAAUUAGGAAAUUACAUUA
Felis catus (domestic cat) is the source of this 8348-nucleotide messenger RNA. RefSeq names its product docking protein 6 (gene DOK6). Bases 153 to 1148 code for a protein of 331 amino acids. The transcript has 8 exons. The record is from RefSeq and is a predicted model, not a curated record. Gene Ontology annotation, cellular component: cytoplasm. Lineage: Eukaryota; Metazoa; Chordata; Mammalia; Carnivora; Felidae. Gene Ontology annotation, biological process: cell surface receptor protein tyrosine kinase signaling pathway; positive regulation of MAPK cascade.